Molecule: messenger RNA, 1137 nt
Organism: Knipowitschia caucasica
Lineage: Eukaryota; Metazoa; Chordata; Actinopteri; Gobiiformes; Gobiidae
Source: the annotation of a GenBank genome assembly
AUGGCCGAGCGGGAGGUGGCAGCGAACACAGGGGUCAUUCACAAAGCGCUGGCUGCCGCUGGAGUUUACGGCCUCAUCAAUAAUGCAUGGGGAUACAUGGACUCAACCAUCAGGUGGUGCUGGCUCCCUAACUGGCUGCCAUCAUGGUGUCCCACUUCACUGAACCAACUGAGAGUGGCAGAGAAACAGAUGCUGCGAUGCGUCUCAAGCUCUUACACCCAACAGUACGUUCCCAUCUCCAACAAGCACCAGCUGUGGACCCUCACCUUCCCCGGCGACCCACUCACACGCAAGACCCCUAUGGUUCUCCUUCAUGGUUUUGGGGGCGGAGUUGGACUCUGGGCUCAGAACCUGGACGAGCUGUCACUGCACAGACCGGUCCUGGCUUUAGACCUGCUGGGAUUUGGACUCAGCAGCAGGCCGCAGUUCUCCUCACAGCCACUGGAGGCAGAGGAGCAGUUUGUGGACUCCUUAGAACAGUGGAGGAUGGAGUUAGGGCUGGAAGCUCUGAUCCUGGUGGGACAUAACUUAGGAGGGUUUCUCGCCAUGUCAUACGCCAUUAGAUAUCCUGACAGAGUAAAGCACAUAAUCCUGGUGGAGCCGUGGGGUUUCCCAGAGAGUUCAGCCCAAAGUGUCCCGGACCACCCCAUCCCGGUGUGGAUCAAAGCUCUGGGCGCCAUGUUUAGCCCCUUUAACCCCCUGGCCAGCCUCAGACUGGUCGGGCCACUCGGCCCCACACUGGUGCAGACCCUUAGACCGGACUUUAAGAAGAAGUUUUCCUCUAUGUUUGAAGACAACACAGUGGCGGACUACGUCUACCACUUAAAUGUCCAAACUCCAAGUGGGGAAACAGCUUUCAAAAACAUGUCUCUUCCUGAUGGCUGGGCGAAGAGGCCGAUGCUUCACAGAGUAGACCGACUUCCUCCUGAAAUUCCCAUCUCCAUCAUCUACGGCUCCAGAUCCAAUAUUGACAGCAACUCUGGCAGCGCCAUCAAAAGCCUCAGGCCCACCUCACGAGUGGAUAUCAUUGUCAUUCACGGCGCUGGACAUUACGUUUUCGCCGACCAAGCUGAAGAUUUUAACAAGAAAGUUUUAGAAGUGUGCAAAAAUGUGGAUGGAAUCACUUGCUGUUACUAA